Messenger RNA from Numida meleagris (helmeted guineafowl), 3469 nucleotides. It is a transcript of the gene TRAF3IP3, whose product is annotated as TRAF3 interacting protein 3. The transcript has 15 exons. Bases 1543 to 3282 code for a protein of 579 amino acids. Lineage: Eukaryota; Metazoa; Chordata; Aves; Galliformes; Numididae. The record is from RefSeq and is a predicted model, not a curated record.
GUUCGACAGAACGGAGCACAGCGAGGCGGCAGCAGCACGAAGCCGCGGGCACACGGAGGACAGAGCUUGUGCCCUGCAGCCCCGCGCUCACCCAGCCGCAGCGGGGCACAGCCAGGUGAGUGCCCGCAGCCCCAGCGCUGCCCCGCUCACCGCCCAAUUUCUUCCCCUUUUCCACCCCUUCAGGAUGGACACGGGGAGGCGGUAACAUGAACCGGCACGAAACGUUUUUUGUUGUUUGUUUUCCCUCGAAGCAAAAAAAACGCAACAGGUUGGAAAGCAAAGAUAAAGGACACGGUUGGUAAUUAGAGAGGGUAGCUUCGGGCAGCGGCAGAAGGUUAGGAGGUAUUCGCUCACCAAGCAGGCCUCAACGCUUUGCUCAGCUCGGGGUGAGUAAUGGACCGUGUGUCUCCUUAAGCCUUACCUUGCUUUAAAGCAACUUCUGGUUAACCGAGGUGCUGCAAGGCGGCCUGAGGGAUGCUCAGCUGGGCAGCGAGUCCUGCACGCUGCAGGUGGGAGCGGGGCCCCCGGGGGUGAGUGAGCACCGAGCAGCACAGCCGAGGCCUGGCAGCACCGUGCACGUAGGCCACUCCGAGCAGUCAGAAAACCAAAUUGGAAAGUGCUUUUAUCACAUCCCGAAGGGUUCCGAGCAGGUUUGCCUGCAGAAAGGUGUUUUGUCCUAUGCUAUGGAGCUCGACUCUGGCCUCAGGCGCUCACUGCACAAGGACUGUGCAAUGCACAAUGCUCAGUGCAGAGCUGCUCGCCUGACCAUGCCUUCAGGACAAAGGGAAGCACGGAGGGGAAAGGCCAUGGAUGAGCACAACAGUGUCAUUAUGGUAUGGAUAAUUACGCAUGGAUAUAACCUGCUCAGCCUCUUGUAGCCCCAGACCCCCUUCUGCUGGAAGUGCAUCGCAGUAAGAACCACCCAAAAAGUGGAACACUGCUGGGAUCGCUCAGUAAGCAUCAGCUAAAAUUAGAGAUGGAUGCUUCAGAAGCUGUUGGAAGCUUCACAGAAUGGGACACUCAGACAAACACAGAGCACAGGGAGUGCCACCCAUCCCUCGGAAGCACCGGAUCACCCAGCCCCACGCCCAGCUCCAUGCUGCAGCAGUGCUGUGGUUUGCAGGCGCUUCCUCUGCCCCACACAGGAACAGCGUGCUGGCUGGUGGCAGGGCCAGACCAAAGGGGCAGGCUCAGUGCAGACUAACAAGGAAAUAACAUGGAAAUGUUAUAUACGUAAAUGGGUUUUUACUUGCUCACAUUUUUUCCCCCAUUAGACUCGAUGACUUCCUAAUUGCUUGAGACAGAAUGAGACCAACGAAGUUUUGUUGGCGGUGGUGGUGUUUUUGACAAAGAAACUCGCCCUGCAGACGUGCACGGUGCAAUAGUGCAGGUGCCCACCUGGUUCAGGCCACAGGACACCCCCAAAAGACAAAGCGGAGGUGGAAUUUGUGCCUGAGGCAAAGUGGUACCAGAGCCCCUGCUCCCCGCAGCCCUGGGUCAGCACCCACCCCACCGAGCAGCAAACACAGCGUGGGAUGGUUUAUGUUGUCAGCUCACAGACAGCACGUCCCUCCACGAACACCACCACCCCUUGGUUUUGGCAGGACGCGGGGCCCCGCCAUGAUCAGCCCCCCAGAACGGGCCCGGCCGCGGCGCACGGGCGAGAGCUACGAGGAGAAGUGUGAGCGGCGGCAGGAGACGCGCGAGGCCCUGCGGCGCCGCGGCCACGCACCCAGCGCCCGGCGGCCAGGCCGUGCCGAGGAACAACCGCAGAGCCCACGGCAGCGCGAGUUCCUGCGCAGGCGGAACCUGGGGGGCACCGCCGGGGAGCCCGGCGCACCCGUCCUGCUCCAGCGCCCGUGGAGUCACCCCGUGUGCCCAUCCACGCUCCCCCCACUUCGGCCCAGCAGUCCUCCAGGCAUUGUGGCAGAAGCCAUCCCUGGGCCACACAUCUCCACCAACACCCGAGGAACGCAAACUCCUGCAAGCACGAGGGUGAAGGACUCGGGCCAGCAGACAGACUGCGGAAAUACAGUUUUCAGUAAGGAAAUCGUGCAGCUCUCCAGCUACCUGAAGGAGGCCCUGCACCGUGAGCUGCUGCUCAAGCAGAAGAUGGUGAUCCUGCAGGAGCUGCUCGCCACACUGCUGCACGCCUCUGAGAAAUCCUGGCAGGGUCAGCUGAAUGAAGAUAAACUCAAGUGUAAACUGAGGGCCCUGGAGAAUCAGCUGCAGGCCUGCACGCAGAGUUACUCAAAGGAGUGUGUGAAGAAGAUCCUGAUAGAGAUGGAGGACCAGAAGCAAACCUACGAGCAGAAGGCAAAGGAGGCUCUGCAGAAAAUGCUUGAGGACAAACUCCAAGCAGAGCAGCAGCUGCAAAACUCUCAGAGGUGCCUGGCAGUGACGAGGGAGGACCUUGCCCUCUGGAAGGAGCACUACACCAUGCUCAAAUCUGAGUGGGCCCAGAUGGCCAAGGCACACAGCGAGCUCAAGAGCAACCUCCACACUAUGCAAAGCCAGCUGCAGAACAUGGCUGCACAGAACGAGGAGCUCUGCCAGGCCCUGGACCUCCUGCAGAAUGAGCACGCUGAGCUCCAACAGCACGCUGACACCCUGCAGCAGGACAACCAGCUCCAAGCUAAGCACAUCCACAACAUCGAAGGUAAAUUGCAAAAAGAGCAAAAUCAGAAGCUAAUACUGGAGGCAAGAAUCAGCCACUUGCAGAACCUGAUGCAGAACCAGACCAACGAGCAGAAAACACAGGAAGCGAUGGUGCAAAGGAAAGAUCAGGUUUUCACCACGCAGACCCCACCUCUCACUCCUGCCACGGAAACGCAAAAUUCUCUGUCAGAGCAUCCCAAGGAGAAGGCAGAAGAAAGCCUGAGGGAUGAGAUGCAGAAAAGGACAUCCCAGCUUACAGCAAAGGAGAACGAGGUAUGUAUGGGCACACGAGCAGCAGAAGGGCAAAUCCCCCCUCGCCACACUGCCCACACACAGGUGAAGCACUAUGGCUGCUGUGGGAGUCCUGCUAGUGCCGGGGUGCCUGAAACCACAGGGCUCCCUCCCACUGACUCCUGCCUCUGUCUCACCCAGUGCCAGGAGCUGCGUGCGGAACUGGAGGCGCUGAGCGAGGAGUACCGCUGCUGCCUGAGCUCCCUGCGCCAGUGCCGCCAGGAGCUCAACCAGAGCCAGAUGGUGAAGAGACAACGCAGUAACUGGCUCCCUCUUCUGCUGGCAGUGAUAGCAGUGGCCACAGCUGCUGUGCUAGCCAACUACAGACAGUGAGCAGCUCCUCAGUGACCUCCAUGCAGAACUGACUCCUGACCUGCUGGCAGCAACCUGCCCUCACUGCAGUGCACCUCCUGCCACUCCUUGCCUGCUUCAUACCCCGAGCUGGUCUCAGCCAGACAAACUGACAUGGCUCCAAUAAACAAGGGGAGAUCACCCUUCUCUUCCCUGUGUUGGUCUUCAA